AGUAAUAGUUAUUUUUUGUUAACGAUAAUUUUUUAUAAGAAUGAUGGUAUGUUGAAAGUAUCAUAUAAAUUAAAUAAGUUUGAGUAGAAACAUUUCUAAAGCUGAAGAAAUAAAACACUCAAAUUGAUAGAGUUUUAUCAAUAGACUAGUAACCAAUUAGAUAAUAAUUGUAACGGUUUUUUUUCUAAUAAAACCAGUAGUUAUAUAGAAUUUGAAUUGUUCUAUUCUUUCAAUCAACUGAAAAAGAAUAAAGAAAGAUGGAUUAUAUUUCAUACAUUUUCGUUCUUGAAAUUUUUCUUGUAAUCAUAUCUGCGCUAGAUUCGUAUGUAAUAUCUGACGGUGAACUUGAGCAUGAUGACUUUGUUGAUACAGUGGAAUUUGAUAAAAGCCAAUCGACAAACAAGAAGCGUAGAUCUCUUGCUACGAAUAAUAACGAUGAACUUUGGGAUAGAGGCAUCGUUCCAUACGAAAUUGACAAUGUUUAUACUGGACCGCAACGUAAAUUAAUAAGACAAGCUAUGCAACACUGGGAGCAAGCUACGUGUCUAAAAUUUGUACCAAAAAUUGAAGAACUCCAUGAAAAUUACUUAUUUAUCACUAAAGAAGACUGCAGAUGUUGUUCGUUCGUUGGCAAUAAAAGAUUUGGUGGGCAACUAAUCAGUUUGCUUGAUCGCUGUAUAGAUUUUUAUACAAUUGUUCAUGAAUUGGGACAUGCAAUUGGACUUCACCACGAGCAUGAACGACCAGAUCGUGACGAUUAUAUCGAAAUUCUUUAUGAAAACAUUAUGGAAAGUGAAAUAUUAAACUUCGAGAAAGAAUCUAGAAAUAAAACUACAACUCUAGGACAGGCUUAUGAUUAUAGUUCUGUCAUGCACUAUUCGGAGAACGGUUCAGCAAAAAGACCUGGUUUACGGACAAUAAAACCGUUGAAGAAAAUUGCCGGUGAAUGGCCGAAAAUGGGAUCGGAAAAAAGACUCAGCCGAGGAGAUGUUGUGACAGCAAAUCGUCUGUACAAUUGUUCUGAGUGCGGUGGAACUUUUUUGGAGCCUAAAGGUAUUAUCAGUCCUUCAUAUUCAAAGUUUAAUUCAGAACGUUGCGAAUGGAUAAUUAGAGCAGCUGAAGGUCACAGAAUAAAACUAUUAAUCACAUUAGUGAAUAUUCCUGAAAGCUCUGGCUGUUUAACGACUUAUCUGGAAAUUCGAAAUAACCGAGAAAAUAAUGAUGUUAUAGCUCGUUAUUGCGGAAAAGUUGAAACACUUCUUGUAGUUGAUAGCAAUAUUUUGGAAAUCGUAUUUGUUAACACUCAGUACAAUAACGGUUCCGUGGAUUUUGUAAUAGAAUAUGAGGCCAUGUGCGGUAAAAAUAUUUCUAUUGAAAGUAACGAAACACUUAAUUUGGAAUCGCCAAAUUAUCCGGAACCAUAUGGGCCAAAUAAACAGUGCUACUGGUAUAUCAAUGCACCUGAUGAUCAUUUCAUAUCAUUGAAGUUUAAUCAUUUCGAUAUUGAAGACAGUAAAAAUUGUAAAAAUGAUUACUUGGAAAUACGAAACGGCAAAAAUAGUCGAGCACCCCUUCUUGAAAUUCAUUGCGGAAAAUACGAUAAUUUGAUAAUAUUUUCAUCAGGACGGCAUAUGUUCGUAAAAUUUGUCUCCAAUGGAUUGAUAAAUGCAGACGGAUUUUCUGCUGCUAUUACUGCACUUAAAAAUUUGCGUAUUUUAACAAAAAAUUUGUUUAUGCAAAAUGAAGAACUACUUGAAGAUGUAUUUAACGAUUCAACAAAGACCAAAUUCACCCAGGUAGUAAAGAGAUCGCUUGUUACUACAAAUCGAAAACAUAUUUGGGAUCAAGGUAUUAUUCCUUACGAGAUUGAUGAUGUUUAUACUGGAUUAGAACGAAAAAUAAUUAAACAAGCUAUGCAACAUUGGGAACAAUUUACAUGUAUAAAAUUUAUUCAUAGAAUCGAACGGUCGCAUAAAGAUUAUGUAUUCAUCACCAAAACUGAUUGCGGGUGUUGCUCAGCAGUCGGUAAACAAGGAAAAGGUAAGCAGAUCAUUAGUUUACAAGACAAUUGCUUAUAUUUUUAUAUUGUUGCCCAUGAAUUGGGACAUACAAUUGGAUUCCAUCAUGAACACCAGCGUCCAGAUCGUGAUGACUAUAUUGACAUUUUAUAUGAUAAUAUCGAUGAAGAUAAUAAAUAUAACUUCGAGAAACCACCAAGAAAUGAAGCCAUCACUUUUGGACAAGUUUAUGACCUUGAUUCUAUAAUGCAUUAUGGGACCAGAGCGUUUGCAAAAAAUGAUUCUGUGAAUACAAUAAAAACGAAGCCGCAAAUUGACGGACGUUGGCCAAUACUCAGUCAAAAAUCGGUUCUUAGCCAAGGUGAUAUUAAGACGACACAAUAUCUAUACAAUUGUCACAGAUGCGGUGAAACUUUUACGAAGCCUGAAGGUACUAUUAGACCUCCAGUCUAUCCAAAUAACUCAAAACUAAGGGAUGAAUCUUGUGAGUGGACAAUAAAGCUAGCCGAGGGUCAAGCAAUAAGACUUUCGGUAAAAUUAUUUGGUCUUAACGAUAAUAAUAACUGUACUGCAAAUAGUCUGGAGAUUAGAACUAGCCACUCGAGAAAUACUGAUGUCAUAGCUCAAUAUUGUCAUAAUAUUGAUACAGUUGUUAAUGCUUAUAAAAAUAUUGUAGUAAUUCGAUUAAGAAAAAUGCACUACAAAAACAAUAAUGUAGACUUUAUGAUAGAAUACAAUGCCUUGAGCAUUAAUGAUAUUUCUGUUGAAAGUAAUAGAACAUUGUACUUGGAAUCACCAAAUUAUCCCGAGAAAUAUGGACCAAAUGAAGUGUCCUUCUGGGAAAUUACUGCACCUGACAAUCAUUUUAUAUCAAUAAAGUUUUAUCAUUUCGAUAUUGAAAACAGUCAUGAUUGUAAAAAUGAUUACUUUCAAUCUGAAGAAAGUGAUAAUCAUAAUCCACCGGUAAUUAAAAAUUAUUGUGCACAACACGAUAACUUGACGAUAUUUUCUCAAGGACCAUCUAUUCUUGUCAAAUUUACUUCCAAUGAAUUAAUAAACGCAAACGGAUUCUCUGCUGCUAUAAAGGCAUUGCCAAUUACUGACAACAAAUAAUAUUUUGUUUUUGUUAUUUACGAUGAACUGCUAGUCCUUCAUUUAGAGAACCCCUAAAAUUAUAUUUAAGAUACUCUGUAAAAAAUCAGGAGUGAAUAUGGCUAUUUAAGGUACUGGCAGGUAAUAAGGCCUAGCUAAGGGAGAUUUUGAAUAGAAUCGAAAAGAUUGUAUUUAGUUAUCGAAAUGUACCAUUAAUCUUAAUUUCAAUACAUUAACCAUAAAAUGUAAUCAAGUAAUGGUAAUUUUUACCAUAAACAAACAAAAAAUUAUACUUUAACAAAAACCAUACGAAUAGGCCUUAUUUUACUAAUUAAGUUGAAAUAAAUUCUCUUUUGCAGUGAAUUUCAC
Microplitis demolitor is the source of this 3479-nucleotide messenger RNA. RefSeq lists its product as uncharacterized. The record is from RefSeq and is a predicted model, not a curated record. Lineage: Eukaryota; Metazoa; Arthropoda; Insecta; Hymenoptera; Braconidae. Gene Ontology annotation, molecular function: zinc ion binding; metalloendopeptidase activity. The transcript has 10 exons. Bases 258 to 3131 code for a protein of 957 amino acids. Gene Ontology annotation, biological process: proteolysis.